UUCUUAUCUUAACAAUGGCUACAACAAGUUUACUUUCCAGCUCUUUUUUGAUUGUUUUCUUAGCUAUUGCAUCCAUUACCGUUACUUGCUAUGCUCAAAAUGAAGACAGAAAGGUUUAUAUUGUGUACAUGGGUGAGCUUCCAACUGAGAGUGUAUAUACCCCAAUGUCUCACCACCAAACUAUUCUUCAAGAUGUUCUCGAGGGAAGUUCAGUCCAGGACACAUUAGUUCACAGUUACAAAAGGAGUUUUAAUGGAUUUUCCGCAAAACUCACUGAAAAAGAAGUUCAAAAGCUAUCUGGUAUGGAGGGAGUAGUAUCGGUCUUUCCAAAUCGAGUCUACCAACUUCAAACUACCAGGUCUUGGGACUUUAUAGGCCUCCCUGAGAAAGUGAAACGAAUGGCUAAUGUUGAAAGUAAUACCAUAGUUGGUGUCAUCGACAGUGGGAUCUGGCCAGAGUCUGAAAGUUUCUCUGAUGAAGGAUUUGGUCCUCCUCCUAAGAAAUGGAAGGGUGUCUGUGAGGGUGGUGACGAUUUCCCCUGCAACAACAAGCUCAUUGGUGCCCGAUUCCAUGGAGACGUCGGAGAAUCUGCUAGGGACACACAAGGCCAUGGUACUCACACUUCAUCAACUGCUGCUGGAAGUAUUGUUAAGGGUGCUAGCUUCUAUGAUAUCGCAAAAGGCAACGCCAGGGGAGCAGUUCCCUCGGCUAGGAUCGCGGCUUACAAAGUUUGUGGCUCUGAUGGUUGUCAAUCAGAUGCAAUUUUGGCUGGAUUUGAUGAUGCAAUUGCUGAUGGAGUGGACAUUCUUUCAGUGUCACUGGGUGGUACUGAUCCAGCUAGCUUUGACACCGACCCUGUUGCCAUCGGGUCUUUCCAUGCUAUGAAGAAAGGGAUACUCACUUCACAUUCCGCCGGUAACAGUGGACCUGAACCACAGACAGUGACCAGUAACGCACCUUGGGUAUUAUCCGUGGCGGCAAGCAGUACUGAUCGACGGGUCGUCAACAAAAUUGUCUUAGGAAAUGGAAAGACGCUUCAGGGUCUUGGUGUGAACGGUUUCAAGUUGAAGGGAACUAAAUUCCCGCUUCUGUAUGGGAAUAAUGUUUCAACCACAUGUGAAACUUUCUCAGCAAGGAGUUGCGAGACUGGUUGUCUGGACAAAGACUUGGUUGAAGGGAAAAUUGUCAUUUGUGAUUCAGCUAAGGCAGUAACCGAGGCUUUUACAUCCGGAGCUCAAGGAACCAUCCUGGUUUCAGAUCCUUCAUUUGCACGUUUCGAUGUGUCUUCAGUUUAUCCCUUGGCAGCUUCACUAAUAAACACUACGAAUGGUGACAUUGUCAAGUCUUAUUUCAAGUCUGCCCGAAAGCCUGUUGCCACCAUUUUACCAACCGAAUCAGUAAAAGAUUCUCACGCUCCUGUAGUAGUUUCGUUUUCGUCUCGGGGACCAAACUCAAUCUCACCCGACAUCGUCAAGCCGGAUGUUAGCGCACCAGGAGUGGAUAUAUUGGCUGCAUUCUCGCCUGUGGCUAAUCCUUCAACCGUUGCCGGUGAUACUAGGUCAGUGAAGUACAACAUACUCUCUGGGACAUCAAUGGCAUGCCCUCAUGCAACGGGAGCAGCAGCUUACGUUAAAACAUACCAUCCUGAUUGGUCUCCUUCUGCUAUAAAGUCUGCUCUUAUGACCACAGCUUUCGCUAUGAACAAUACAAAGAAUUCUGAAGGUGAAUUUGCUUAUGGGUCUGGUCAAAUUGAUCCUGUGAAGGCUCUAAAUCCUGGUCUAGUUUAUGACGCACAUGCAGAUGACUACGUCAGAUAUUUAUGUGGUUUGGGUUUCGACUCGUCUAAAGUAAAGCUCAUCACAAGCAGUACUUGCCCCAGGGGAUCAACUGCAUCUGAUUAUUCUAGGAAUCUAAAUUAUCCUUCAUUUGGUGCUCAUGUCGAAGCUGGCGAAACCAUCAACUUAAAGUUUACAAGAACAGUGACCAAUGUUGCCAAGACAGAAUCAACGUACAAGGUGAAGGUUACAUCGGAUGAUAGAAUUACAGUGUCAGUUGAACCUAAGGUCCUUACUUUCGACUCACCCAACGAGAAGAAGAAGUUUGUUGUAACUGUAACUGGAGAUGGAUUGGGUUCAGAUGAAAUGGCAACUGCGUCACUGGUAUGGUCUGAUGAGGUUCACACUGUCAGAAGCCCAAUUGUUGUCUAUUCGCAGUCUAUACUCUAUCUAGGCUAGGAGUGAGUAAACUUCAGAUUUCCAUUUCCAUUGUUGAUAUGUGAGCAAAUUCUCUAUUCACAGCUUGCAGGCUUUUCAUCUGUGUGUUAUUAUUCAUUGUAGUUGUAAUUCCUCUAUAAAUAUAAAGGUUUUACUAAUAAUUUUGUA
Messenger RNA from Papaver somniferum (opium poppy), 2381 nucleotides. RefSeq names its product subtilisin-like protease SBT4.13. Lineage: Eukaryota; Viridiplantae; Streptophyta; Magnoliopsida; Ranunculales; Papaveraceae. Gene Ontology annotation, biological process: proteolysis. The transcript is spliced from 9 exons. Gene Ontology annotation, molecular function: serine-type endopeptidase activity. The record is from RefSeq and is a predicted model, not a curated record. Bases 15 to 2234 code for a protein of 739 amino acids.